GAAAAUCUCUCUAGCUGCCUCAUUGAUUGAUCAGGAUGAUGAACUUAGCGAUGAAAUUAUUUACAAUUGGCACGUGUGUUGUGUUUGCCACUAAACGAUUGUAAAAUCACUUAUGGGAUCUAUUCGGCCUUUGAAUAAUAAUUUUUUAUAAUGGACCCUAAUGCAAUGGACUUCGCAACAUUACGAAAUUUUAAAGACUUUUUGCAACUCUUCAAUGUCAUAUCCGAAUCCUGUUUCCUGAGGUGUGUUAAUACAUUUAAUAGCAGAGAAUUAACAGAAGAAGAGGCUGUCUGUGUAACACACUGUGCAGGUAAACACAUCAAGGUCAAUAAAAAGGUGAUGGAGAUUUACAUGGAGGUUCAACCACAGAUCACAAAAAAGAGGAUGGAAGAAAUGGCUACUCUGCAGGAAUCAUUGGAAAAACAGAACAAGUCUUCAGAAACUACUGAACAAACUGACAUCAGGAAAAGUUGAUGUUCCUUUGCUUAUAAUAUAAAACACAUUUAUAAU
This is a messenger RNA of Zootermopsis nevadensis, 510 nucleotides long. RefSeq names its product Translocase of inner membrane 9b (gene Tim9b). Lineage: Eukaryota; Metazoa; Arthropoda; Insecta; Blattodea; Termopsidae. The record is from RefSeq and is a predicted model, not a curated record.